Molecule: messenger RNA, 790 nt
Organism: Rattus rattus (black rat)
Lineage: Eukaryota; Metazoa; Chordata; Mammalia; Rodentia; Muridae
Product: sperm motility kinase-like
Exons: 2
Coding region: 80-733 (217 amino acids)
Biological process (GO): negative regulation of glycogen biosynthetic process; protein phosphorylation; intracellular signal transduction
Cellular component (GO): nucleus; cytoplasm; cytosol
Molecular function (GO): ATP binding; protein serine/threonine kinase activity
Source: RefSeq, a predicted model, not a curated record
CACUCUGACAGAGGAUUACUACAUACUGGGCACCAUAGGAGAAGGGUCCUUUGCUCAAGUCAAGGUUGCUCUCCACCUUAUGACCCAGACUCUGGUAGCCAUCAAGAUAUUGAAAAGAGGCACAAGAAAAGACUUCUUAGUAAUCUCUGAGAUUGACCUCAUGACAUCACUAUACCAUAAUCAUAUAAUAAGGCUUCUCCAGGUCAUUGACACCGAGCGCAAAACUUUCCUUGUGAUGGAAUACGCAGCCCAGGGAUCCCUGCGGAAACUUGUCAACAAGCGUGGGCCUCUGGAUGAAGAAGAGGCACGCAGCAUAUUUAGGGAGUUGUGCUUGGCCGUCAACUAUAUUCACAGUCAGAAUAUUGUCCACCGUGACAUCAAGGCGGAGAAUGUCCUAUUAGAUUGGGAGGGGCAUGUGAAGCUUUCUGACUUUGGCUUAAGCAAAAGACUGACCUCUGGGGAAAAAGCCAAGGGCUUUUGUGGCACGGCACAAUAUUGCGCUCCUGAAGUGUUCGGUCACACACAAUAUGAUAUGCUCCCUGCCGAUAUAUGGAGCAUGGGAAUUUUAUUAUAUUACUUACAAGAUAAAGUAUCAAAUACUGUCCCGGAGCUGUUCGAUACCAUAUCACCUCUCUCCGCAGCUCCGAAACCUGUUGAAGAGAUUAAUGACAAUAGACCCAACAAUGAGACCAUCUACAACAGAAAUAUUGGCCCACCCUUGGCUGUGCCAUGAUCAAGAGACAUUGAGCUCCUCAGGGGAAAUCCCUAGAUAUCCUGAGUCCAACAUUGC